UGAUUAACUAAUUGGUGUCGACGUCAUUUGUGAUGUCGUUCAAGCAGGCCACCACUCGCUCCGAAUUCCGAUCUCCUUUCAUCUAGGAGCCUGACGAAGAACAAACCACCGUCGUGUCCAUCCACAAACUCUCUCUCUGAGAGCCCAAAUCGGAGAUGUACCUCAAAAAGGCAUUGUGGAGCGAAGGAUUCACGGCGAAGCCGUCCGCCGAAUCUUCGCCGGACGAUAAAUCGGCGUCGGCAACGUCCUCCACCGUCGGGGAAUUGGUCAAUUCUCUGAACCGCCAGAGGCUCUACCGCGAAAUUACUUUUUCCCUUCGAACAGGUCUAAGAGACGCCAGCGCCGAGUUUAGCUUUCUCCGAGUCCGUGGUCUUCGCAGCCUUCUCAAGUCCCUUCGCUCCAUCGCGGAGUCCGAUUCUACCAUCCAGCUCUUCUGCCAGAUUCAGUCCUUGCCGGAGCUCCAAGUGGUUCCAGUACUAUUUCAACAGUCACUAAAGGAGUCAGAGGAUGACCCUGUGGUAAAUUUGGACCAUAUUUUUGGAGUGGAACCUUUGAAGAUCGCUAGUCCUUCAACCGAUGCUGAAGUUGCCCUCGCACUACGAGUUUUGGAAGGUUGUUGUCUCCUUCACAGAGAAAGCACUGCUUUAGCCCAUCGGCACAAGGCAAUUCCGGUUUUGAUGAAUAUAUUAUCAAUCCGUGGAGUACUUGAACAAGGUGCAUGCUUAGAUGCGUUGAUUUCAGUAAUGUUGGAUUCGUCAGCUAAUCAAACGGAUUUUGAUGUUUGCAACGGUAUUGAGGAAGUUGCAUUGCUCAUAAGGGACAAACAAAUAGAUGAAAACCUCAGGUUGAAAUGUGGUGAGUUUUUACUGGUACUCAUUGGACAUGUAAAUGGGAGGGGAAGGCCUCCUCUAGCAACCAUUCAUGAAGACAUAAGGCGGCUUCUGGGAGAGAAAUCAGCCUCCUUGAUUUGGGCAGCCAGUCAAUUCGGCUCGACUCUUGAUCCUGAGCAGAGAUUAACAGCCCUGCACAUCCAAGCACGUCGGGUUCUCGAGUCGCUGGACUUAUAUUGAAUCUGAAAAUGGUAAUGUUUCUCUACAUUCUAACAGUGCUUUAAUAGACUCUUCCUGAUGUUGUCUGGAAUGUGGCACAUACAGUAGUAGUAAUCUGUUGUCUGCUUGUUUGCGUGGCUGCCUGCACUUUUCGUUGAGAUAUGGAAAACUGUGUUUCAUUUUUGUACAAAAUUAGACUUAAAAAAAAGA
This is a messenger RNA of Cucurbita pepo subsp. pepo (vegetable marrow), 1259 nucleotides long. It is a transcript of the gene ISI1, whose product is annotated as binding protein. Lineage: Eukaryota; Viridiplantae; Streptophyta; Magnoliopsida; Cucurbitales; Cucurbitaceae. The record is from RefSeq and is a predicted model, not a curated record.